This is a messenger RNA of Schistosoma turkestanicum, 1689 nucleotides long. The record is from the annotation of a GenBank genome assembly. Lineage: Eukaryota; Metazoa; Platyhelminthes; Trematoda; Strigeidida; Schistosomatidae.
CAGUCGAGUGGCUAGACCUCCAUUCGUUGGACACGACCGAACACCUGGAACCGUACCGAAAGAAUCGAGCGCAAAGAAAUCAAUUGGUUUACACUAACUCGUGAAAAAGGUAUUGGAUAUUGGAUAUUGAAGAGCGCUGAUUACGUCAUAACAGCCACCGUUAGCCGAAUGUCUGAGUACGACUUGACGAGGAAGAUAAGUGGUUUUCUGGAUAAACAUUUGACUUUACCACUGUUAGAAUACAUAUGUGUCAAAAAUAUAUAUGAUGAAGAAAGUAUUCUGAAGACCAAAUGGGAAGUUCUUUUAGGAACUUCUAUGGUUGAUUAUGCUGCAGACACGUACAGAAGUAUAUACGAGACAGAUCCUCCACAAGGGUUACUUGAAAAGCGAGAGAAAGUACUUGAAAGUAUUCAAGAAAUGGAGGUUAAGUUAAUGCCAGUGAAGGUAAUAUUUAGUCAAGAAACAAUGAAGGAGGUUGCUCAAUGUAAAAACGCCAAGGAUCUAUUGACUAGUCUGGAAACUAAAUACAACUUUAAGACUGAGAUGUUGAAUGACAUGUUCGAAGCUGCACGCGUGUUUUAUGAUGCUGGGAAUUACAACGCAGCAUCGGAAUAUCUAAAAAUAGUCCGCCAGCUUGUAACCCCUGGGACACAAAGGCAUUUAGAUGCCAGUUGGGGCCGCCUAGCUAGCGAAAUUUUAGUUCAAAACUGGGACGAGGCAUUGGAAGAUUUGGAAAAGUUAAAGGAUGCCAUAGAUUUUCAAAAUGAAGACAGACCUGCGUCUCGCACGUACCUGAUACAACUACAACAGCGCACUUGGAUGUUGCACUGGUCACUUUUUGUUUUCUUCAAUCAUCCACAAGGCAAAGAGAAGUUGAUUGAAUGGUUUAUGCAGAAUGCAACUCAUUUGAACGCUAUUCAAACGUUAGCACCGCAUUUAUUGAGAUAUCUCACUGUGUGCGUGAUCACUAGUACUGAUAAAAAGAAAAAGAAUCUCAUACGAGACUUAAAGUAUCUCAUUCAACAAGAAAGUUAUUCUUAUCGUGAUCCAGUUACUGAAUUCUUUGAAUGCUUAUUUGUGAAAUUUGAUUUUGAUGGCGCACAACAAAAACUUCGAGUUUGUGAAACUGUUUUACCGAAUGAUUUCUUCCUAACCGGAUGUUACGAUGAAUUUAUGGAGAAUGCUCGUUUACUGAUGUUUGAAUCAUUCUGUCGAAUACAUCAUAGUGUUGGAAUAAGUGUACUUGCUGAAAAAUUGAACAUGGAUGUGGAUGAUGCAGAAAAAUGGAUUGUAAAUCUAAUACGUAACGCUCGUAUGGAUGCAAAGAUUGAUUCACAAAAGGGUGUUAUUGUAAUGGGAACACAAAAUGUUUCACCAUAUCAACAAGUUAUUGAACGAACUAAAAGUAGUGGAACAUGUGCUCAUAAAUUGUUGGAAAGAUUACGUUGGGAGAAAUCGAUCGAUACAGAACUGUGGACCUCGUCAAAUCUACACGUUUGUUAAUUGUUGUUAAAAAGUUUUGGUAAAUUUCUAUUAAACGCUAUCAAUUAACCAUCAAUUUCAUUGUCAAGUAUAUCCAUAUGUCUUUACUGGCGUAUAUGUACCGUUUUAUUUCCUCCAUUGUACUUGUGAGAUUCAUUCAUUUUCACAAAUCACAAUACAAUUCUGUCUUUUUUAUUAUUAUUUUGG